AUGGGAGCCUCCUCGGUCUUCUACGACGGCGCCGACAACGCUACGCAGCAUGCUCCCUACGGCCCGGGCGCGCUGAGCGGGGGCUGGGGCGACGGUGCACCGGACCCUUCUCUGUACAGCUGGAAGGCCGACCCGUCGCGCAAUCGCCCGCCGCCAUACAUGCAGCCGUCGCUGUCGGGCUUGCGUGGCAAUGGCGAGAGUAGCCUGCCCCAGAAUGCAAAGCGCGUAGAGACGGCCUCGCGGCCUAUCGAAGAGUCGGGUGGGGGGAACAGUACCAGUGGUGACCCCAAGGGCGGCACCACAAAUACGAACUGGCUCGGCGGUCCGGCAGGUGGCGCCAUCCCCGACACGCUCGAGCGCGCCACGUUGCAGCACGCCUUCGGCACAAGCGACUUCUCCAUGGUAGAUCGACAGCAGCUCACUCUCACGCGGUUGAUACAGCUCAUGCUGGACGCCACGCUGAAGCCGCGCGACCCGGACAGCCGCGGGCUCGGUGGUGACGGCGCUACAAAGCUCGCGGAGCAGCGCGAGGAGCUCAAGCUGAUGGACCAGCGCGUCGUACCGUUUCAGCAUGACGACGUGAUGAAUGACUACCUGAAGAACAUCGACAGGCUACACAGCCCAAGCGGAGCGCUGUGCCAGCGCGACGUGCUCAAGGGUCGCCUGGUUGGGCUACUCUUCUUCACAGAGUCGGAGCGCUCCCUCACCUUCAUGCGAUAUCUGCAGCGCUUUCACAAGCGGCACAGCCCUGACUUCGUCGUCGUUGCCGUGUCGCUCGCCGCGAAGGAGAUGAUGGACAUUACGCGCUCCUUCGGCUUCUUUCACUGCACGCACCGCGACGGGGCGUCGUGGGUGUCGCGCGAUGCUGGGCUGAUUCUGCGCCCUUUCGUUGCGCUGCCCCGCCUAAUUGUGGUGAACGGCACAAGCGGAAUCGAGGUCACCCGUGGCGGGGUAACGGCCGUCAUGGCAAACCCGGACACGUGCUUCCAGGCGUGGCGGCGCGGCGAGGGUGGGUACCGGUACCGCGACUGGCUCAAAUCCAUGUACAUGUGA
Messenger RNA from Leishmania major strain Friedlin, 1053 nucleotides. RefSeq lists its product as hypothetical. The transcript has a single exon. Lineage: Eukaryota; Euglenozoa; Kinetoplastea; Trypanosomatida; Trypanosomatidae. The coding region runs from base 1 to 1053 and encodes 350 amino acids. The record is from RefSeq and is a predicted model, not a curated record.